AUGAGACCUUCAUAUUCUGAUGUGCUGGCAAAGUCCGUACCUCCGCUUACCCCUCCCCUCACAUCUCCAAAACCCCCACCAUUCAGUGGAACAACAACCAAGAGUGAGGGAAGGAAGCAAAACUCUAAAAGUGGAAAAGGAGGUAACACUCAAAACAAUAGUGAAGACCAGACAAAGGCUAAUGUGAGGCGAUGGAUCUCCUUGGAGGAUCUCACACCUCCUCAGAGCAGUGAGGAGAAUUCAUUCAUAGAUUACGAAGCUUAUAUAGAUGAGAGUAUUGGGAGUGGUUCAGACAACUGCAUGCAACCAACACCUGGAGAAACUAAAAAAGAGAAGAAGCAAAAGAAAAAAGUAAAACCAUCAGAAGAGAAGUGUGAGGCCUUGAAUAAUCAUAAAACGGCAGGAGGAACUCAAGGUGGUAAUAAACGUCCACUUCAUAUUAAUAACAAUCUACAGGGUAAAACAACAGGUUCGGAGAAAAAUGUUACGAAGAAUGCUUCUAAGAAUAGUCGUUCUGCUCAAGAAGAAAGCAAGAAAGGUACUUUAAUUUAAAGUAAAAUAUGGCAG
This is a messenger RNA of Homalodisca vitripennis (glassy-winged sharpshooter), 567 nucleotides long. RefSeq lists its product as uncharacterized. The coding region runs from base 1 to 552 and encodes 183 amino acids. NCBI's taxonomy places the organism in Eukaryota, Metazoa, Arthropoda, Insecta, Hemiptera, Cicadellidae. The transcript is spliced from 3 exons. The record is from RefSeq and is a predicted model, not a curated record.